UUUUUUCUUCUCUGUAUUAACGGGAACUUCUUUUUCCCAGUAAUUGACCAUCACUUCUGUCAUGUGCUUGGGGUGGAUUCCCGGCUUGUUCCUAGUUAAUUAAGGAAUAAAUUUGCGCGUUUGAUACUAGCUGUAGUUUUUGGUAGAAUUGGGUGCUUCACAUUCUGUUAGUUGAUUAAAUUCUUCAUACAUCGUUGCAAAUGAUUACCUGAAAUUUACCCUAUCAUUAUUAUGGAAAUGUAAUUUUGAAGAUUGGUUAAUUGUUCUGAAAUUAAACUUGUGGAGAAUAUGAAAAUAUAAAUUCAGAAGCACAGAAACUUUUGUUGGAAUGAUCUUUCUUUCACAAUUAUCUGACUUUUAUGAUGAUCUGUUAUCACUGGGGAUUCGGUUACUAUAUGCUUACCUGUUCUUUGUCAAAGAACCACAUCUUUAUGGGCCUCUAAGUUGAAAGAUGAUUCUAUUACAAAAUCUUAAAUCAAAUUCUGUUACCAACUGAUAUGGAGGUUUGUGAUUGCUCUUCUCAAUGAACUAGGACCCAUAAUGUCACAAUACUCAUAGUGUUUAUAAAUUUGUUGGUGAAUAAUAUUGCUGCUCUUUUGAGGUUUACCCACUUUUAAACAUUCAUGUUCGUCACAUGAUUUGAACGUUAGGAUAUAUCCUCUAGUUUUAUCUUGCUCAAGGAUUGACGAUGGGCUAUUCAUUGAUUUAACUUUACUUUCUUAGUAAUUGGUUGAGUCAUACUUUCGGUAAUGAGAUGUGUUAUAUCUGACCUUGCCAUUGGUGAUAAAAAUAUUAUCUAUACACCUGUCUGGCACAUUAAGGCAAUGAAUAAUCUAGGGGCUACAGCUAACUAUAUACAAGAUGCUAAUUAAUUCUAACAUGAGACUUAUUUUCAUGUUAUAUACUUGGAUGUAUCGGACAAGAGAGCUUCUGGUGAUAAAACCCAAGAUAUUUGUAAUGCAGUAUGAUGUCAUGAGAGAAUUCGAGCUGUCAACAUUGCGUUGGUGGAUAAAAGCGCAGUUGAUAUUAGAACGGUCAAAGUCAGCAAUUUAUCCCUAGGGGCAUCUGAGCGUGAUGUAACGGAGUUCUUUUCUUUUUCUGGUGACAUCGAAUUUGUUGAGAUGAAAAGUGAUACUGAACUGUCUCAAAUUGCAUUUGUUACCUUCAAGGAUUCGCAGGGAGCAGAGACUGCUGUUCUUCUUUCGGGGGCAACAAUAGUUGAUUUGCCUGUAACCGUAACUCUGGACCCAGAUUACAUACUUCCUCCUGCUGCUUCUGGUCCACUCCUGCCCACAGAUGAGAAAACUGUAGGUAGUGCAGAGUCUGCUUUCCGAAAGGCAGAGGAUGUUGUAAGCAGCUUGCUUGCGAAGGGUUAUAUCUUAGGUAAAGAAUCGGUUGAUAAAGCAAAAUCUUUUGAUGAGAAGCACCAAUUGACUUCAACAGCAAGUGCCAAAGUCAUUUCCUUUGACAAAAAAAUUGGGCUCAGUGAAAAGAUUAGUGUUGGUACUUCAGUUGUGAACGAUAAAGUUCGUGAAGUAGAUGAGAAACUCCACGUUUCUGAUAAAGCAAAGGCAGCACUUAAUGCUGCUGAGCAAACUGUCAGUAAUGCCGGAUCUGCCAUUAUGAAGAAUAGGUAUGUACUUACUGGCACUACUUGGGUGACAGGUGCUUUUAACAAAGUCACUAAGGCAGCUGGGGACGUAGGCCAGAAGACCAAAGAGAAAGUGGGAAAGGUUGAAGAUGAACAAAGAAGGAAAAUGGUCGAUGACUUUGCUCAAGUUCAUUUAUCUGAGUCUCCCAAAGCCUCAGAUUUAAGGGAGCAGCAUUCUUCCAAACCUACUCCAGCACAAGGUUUGAUCCUCUGAGUUGCUGCCCUUUUCAAUACCUUCAAAUGAUUUGAUUGUGACAUUCCUGAAUUCUGAAUUCACCAAAUUAGUAAAAAAAUGAGGUGGAUCUGGAGUACUUCGCUAUGUUAUCCGUUGAUACAUUCUCUUGUUGUACUCUUAGAUAUAUACAUUAAGCAAAAGGUUCCUUGAAUCGAUUUGCAGGAUGAAUUUGUUUGCCCGAAGAACAUAUAUUCAAAUUACUUUUUUUCUUUUGUUUGAGGUGACUAUUUCCUGUCCCUUCUGAGGUUAUGAUUACAAAAAUUUGGUUA
Molecule: messenger RNA, 2155 nt
Organism: Olea europaea var. sylvestris
Lineage: Eukaryota; Viridiplantae; Streptophyta; Magnoliopsida; Lamiales; Oleaceae
Product: binding partner of ACD11 1-like
Exons: 5
Coding region: 1122-1865 (247 amino acids)
Molecular function (GO): RNA binding
Source: RefSeq, a predicted model, not a curated record